UGAAUACUGAAUGGAACGGAUGACGGUUGUUGAGACAGUGAAGGCGCAACGCUGGAGGUAGUAGGGAAGGAGGAGAGCGGCGUUAGAAGAACGUAGCGGCUCGCUACAGGGUCUUUGAACGCGGCUCACCUGCCGGGAAAUACCAGUUCGACUUAGUAAAAUAGAAAGUGUGUCUUCAUUACGUGCCGAUAGUGUGCCGGUAGGGUUCAAGUGUUGUGAUUAUCUCCUACUGCCUGCAGUGGUUUGAUGUUAUAUGCUUAUUUAUCGGCAUUGUGCACGUUGCGGAAAUUAGCGACCAAAGAAAAAUUUUCUUGCCGGUUCAAGAUCUUAGCCAUCUACGAUGAACAGCUACAUGGAAAUAACUUUGCCAAAUUACUCAUACGUGUUUAACUUCGAAGAAGAAUUUGAGCACCAGGACACUAGAGUAUGGAUGACAAAAAACUGGACCAAUGGAUUUUAUUACUGCGGGAUUUAUAUGAUAUUCAUUUUCGUUGGUCAGCAUUAUAUGCAGAGCCGCCCACGAUUCGAGCUUCGUGGGAUUCUAUCUUUGUGGAAUACAAUGCUCGCAGCUUUUAGCAUAAUCGGAGCAUGCCGAACAGCCCCAGAAUUUUUUCAUGUGCUAAAGAAUUACGGUCUGUAUCACUCCGUGUGUAUUCCAAGCUUCAUUGAGCAGGACAGAGUGUCUGGCUUCUGGACCUGGAUGUUUGUGCUAUCAAAACUACCAGAGCUUGGAGACACAGUGUUCAUUGUGUUACGAAAGCAGCCUCUGAUUUUUCUUCAUUGGUACCAUCAUAUUACAGUUUUACUGUAUUCUUGGUACAGUUACACCGAGUACACUGCCUCAGCAAGAUGGUUUAUUGUGAUGAACUACUUUGUGCAUUCGGUAAUGUACUCCUAUUAUGCACUGCGAGCUAUGGGUUACAGACCUCCACGUCAGUUGGCGAUGGUGGUAACUACACUACAGUUAACUCAAAUGAUAAUUGGCUGUGCAGUAAAUAUUUGGGCACACCAGAUCCUUGAGGCAGGGCAGCAAGAGUGUCACAUUUCACGCACAAAUAUAAAGCUUUCUAUAGCGAUGUACUUCAGUUAUUUCGUUUUGUUUGCAAGGUUUUUCUACAAGACAUACAUUGAUGGUGGGCAUAAGUCAAAGGUUACAACAACAAAUGGCAUAGCUUCUGCAAAGUAUAUAGGAAGCAAAGCCAAGGUACAGUAAUGUGUAAUGUCUUGCUUUGACAUGUUUGCUCUUUGGCCUAUAAAUGUCGAGUGACAGAUGUGUUCUUAAAAAUAAAUGGCUGUGUAGUUUGCUACACACAAAUUCUGUGCUUUUCAAAUUUAAAGGCAUUGUUCCAUAAAGGAAAGGCAAAUGUAAACACAUCUAAAUUGCCAGAGGAAUAUAAAUUAGUCUAGUUGUUUACAAUAGUAUGUACUGAGGAAAUAUGGCUGUUAUGAUUGCAGCUUAGAAAUUUUUGGGCCUAUUGAAGAUACUGACAGUUACGGAACCCAUUUGCAUUUAAAUGAAACAUUCUCAUUCCUCAGGGAACUAAGCUCAUUAUAUUUACCUUUCCUUUCUUGGAACGUAGUGUGCUGUGUGCUUUAUUGUUGCUUAUUUAUUGAAGGACUCUUGUGUUGGAAGUAUUGUUGAAGUGUGGAAAAAACAGAAUUGAAUAAUUCUGGUUGAAUAUGGACACUGUCAUACCAGUUGUCUUCUACAACUGUUGUAUAAUUUCUGCCAAACAUUCCUUCCCUGCUGAAGUUCAGGGAGUUGUGUAAUAAAAUCAGAAAUUCCUGUGCGUUCUAUUUUAUACAAAUGUUUUUUGUUGUAUUGUUUAUCUUUUAUAAGAAAUUUGUUUAAAUGUUUGAGUGCUGGUGACACUCAGAAAUUGUUUUUGUUUUACAGAAUUGAUAGCUGUGCAUUUCUGUACACUGUAUUUGUCAUCUGUAAGAUGUGUGAGAAACUGAAGCCAAAUUAAAUAA
Molecule: messenger RNA, 1974 nt
Organism: Schistocerca gregaria
Lineage: Eukaryota; Metazoa; Arthropoda; Insecta; Orthoptera; Acrididae
Gene: Baldspot
Product: elongation of very long chain fatty acids protein 6
Exons: 2
Coding region: 341-1213 (290 amino acids)
Biological process (GO): fatty acid elongation, saturated fatty acid; very long-chain fatty acid biosynthetic process; fatty acid elongation, polyunsaturated fatty acid
Cellular component (GO): endoplasmic reticulum membrane
Molecular function (GO): fatty acid elongase activity
Source: RefSeq, a predicted model, not a curated record